GUAGAGCAAAUCUCUGGUGGUGAGGUCUUGAUCGCGUCGAUCUGAGACUGGCAAGGCCCCUGCAGCAGUACAACAUGUAGUUGACCCCGUGUUUGCAGUUUACCUGCGGCACCUGGGACACUCGAAGAUUCGCCAAGGCAACUUAGAGCCGCAUGGUCGCAACAAGCAUGCACCGGCCAGGCUAUCAAUCCGAGCCCGUAUAUCGUUAUUUAUAUAAAAUAUGAUAUUUGGCAGGCUACAUCUCCGCUUUGUUUCCUAGUCGGGACUCGGAUCCCUCCGAGAUCGCGGGCACGUGCAGGUGACGGGAUCUCGUCACAUCACAGUCCACUUUUGUCGUCUCGCCUGAUAAUACAUCCAUGGCUUUUGCUCAACAACCAGACGGACGUGCAGGUGGGCGGUUUCCUCUUUGGGUUGUGUUCUGCGAGUAGGGUCUAGUCCAUCAAAUCUUUUCAGACAGAGACCAAGCCCGCUGUUCGUCCUGCAUGUCUGACUGUCGUUUGGACAAACAGUGUUUCACGGCAAGUAGACAGACGCAGUGCCUACCUUGUGUUAGCAUGCAGAUAUCCUCUUCUGGGCCCCGUGGCUUUGAGACUUAUAACGGUCACGCUAGAACCAAGGUCUUCUCAUCAUCGUGAUAAUGUCGUGUGUGUAGGCGUGCGUUUACCCACAAAUGCCCUCCCAAGAGUUCCAGCCCAAAUGUUCCUCAACAAAUUCGUGCUGCUCGUCGGAACAAGCUGUUGCAGCUUGGUAGCGGCGGCGGGCGCUGGGCAAUAUAUGAGACGAGACUUGGGGUCGAUCCAAGGUGCCCUAGCAGGCGUCAACACCGCGCUCGCAAGACUCGACAGCGCCAUUCUCAAGAAUCCAGCGGACCCAAAGGUCCUCUUCACCAGCAUUAGUGUCCUCGAGUCCAUCCAGCAGGCGACAGACUCCAUAAACGCCUCCCAGCCCCUAGGGUCAGAUGAUACAUCCAACCUCAAGGCCACGACCGACAGCCUCGUGUCAAACGUCAACCUCACAGUGACGGACCUAAUCAAGCAAAAGCCUGUCUUCGACCGUCUCAAGCUGGACAAGGUCGUCCUACUCCAGGUCCAGAAUAUUCAAGGCGCCGCGCUGGUCCUCGCGUCCACCCUCGCCAGCAAGGUCGACCCGACGGCGUCCGCCCUUGCCCUUGACGGCAUCAGCGCCCUCAACGCGGCGCUUCAGCGGGGCAUCGAGGUGUACUCGGGCACCGCUGCAGGUCCCACGUUCACCGUCACCGAAUCCCCGGCCGUCGAACUCACAACCAUCCGAUCCUCAAGCAUCGGACCUCUUGCCGCCAAGCUCGCCAUCGAGUGUUCCACAACCAAAUCCGCCCACAGGAAGUAUUGGUCCGGGGCCAUGGACGAUGACUAUGCCUAUCCCUGGCACGUUUGA
Diaporthe batatas is the source of this 1413-nucleotide messenger RNA. RefSeq lists its product as uncharacterized. The transcript is spliced from 2 exons. Bases 697 to 1413 code for a protein of 238 amino acids. The record is from RefSeq and is a predicted model, not a curated record. Gene Ontology annotation, cellular component: extracellular region. Lineage: Eukaryota; Fungi; Ascomycota; Sordariomycetes; Diaporthales; Diaporthaceae.